GUGAUUAUGACGUCACAGGGCAUCUGGUGAAAGUGAAAGUAGUCUCAGCUGAACUGUGCUGCGGUGAAACGGCUCCUUUAGUGUCUGGACGCUGCCUGUGUUCCACUUUCAGAUAUGUCUCAAUGGAUCAGAUCUUUCAUCAAACCUCCACCUCCACCCUCUCCAUGUUUCGAUGAACCAUGGAGGAGCAUCGACUGGGGAGACAAACAGAGCGCUCUGCAGUAUGUGAAGGACUACAAUCCUCCCACUGAAGGCCAGCAGAUCAGGAUUCUUCUUCAUGGACCAGUUGGAGCUGGAAAGUCCAGUUUCAUCAACUCCGUCAACAGUGUCUUAAGAGGCCGAAUAUACACUCAGGCCUUGGCAGCUAAUACCGCUACCGGCUGCUUCACCAAAGAGUACACAACCUACAAGAUCCAGAGAGGAGGCCCAGAGCCGUACUACCCUUUUGUCUUCAAUGACAUCAUGGGCCUGGAUCCACUCAAAGGUGUCCUGGUGGACGACGUCAAACUGGCUUUAAAGGGACACGUGAAGAACGGUUACAAGUUCAACCCUGAAUCCAGCUUGUCAGAGGACGAUAGAUUCUACAACAGUUCCCCAAACCUCAACGACAAAGUUCAUGUUCUGGUUUGUGUCGUUCCUGCCGACACCGUUUCUGGAAUGAAUGAUAGAACUGUGCAGAAGAUUCAAGACAUCAGGAUGGAAGCCAGUAAACUGAAGAUCCCUCAGGUGGCCAUUCUCACCAAAAUUGAUGUCAGUCCUGAAGUCAAAAAGGAUUUAAAGAACGUCUACAAGGUCAAGUACCUGAAGGAAAAGAUGGAGGAGUUCAGUGCCAAUGUGGGAAUCCCAAUGAACUGCAUCUUCCCCGUGAAGAACUACGAUUCAGAAAUCGACCUCGACAAUGACGUUGACUCGCUGAUCCUGAGCUCACUGAAACAGAUCAUCAACUUCGGAGAAGACGGCAUCAACUUCCACCAGUCAGUCUGAAUCCUCAGACUGAAAUGUUUUUUCUUUAAAGCGUCUUAAAAACUUGCGUGUCUCAGAAGCAUUAAAUAUGCUUGACUAAAAAUCAACAUUUAAAGUAAAAAAGAAAAAUAUUCAUAUUAUAAGUCAGUUAAUCUGCUUCUUUAUUGUGGUUUGAUCAGAUUUAAAUGACAUAACAAUGUGGCAUGUGGUGAAGCGGUAAGAAUAGAAUGUGAAUGAACUGAAGUGUUUUAGUUUUGUUUAUUAACUGGAUCCCCAUUACCUGACGCCUAAGCGGAAGCUAAUCUUCCAUUUUAGCUUCGUAUUACAACAUAGAACUCAUAUAAACUUUCAUAACAAAGAUGUUUUCAGGGCUUUUAAUUUUCUUUAUGAAUCGUCUCUAUUUUUACAUCUCAUGAUGUUUAUUCUUAACAUUGUUUAUAUUAAUUUUGAUAGACAUCCAAAAGCUUCUAAAGAUACCAAACAUUUCAUGCCGUAGCAAUAGAAUCAUCAAGUCCCGUGUUAUAAUAUUUCCCCCAAUUUCACCACCAUGUAGCUUCACUAACAGCUGGAACACAAUAAAUCUGCAUUUUACACCUUCA
Molecule: messenger RNA, 1562 nt
Organism: Cyclopterus lumpus (lumpfish)
Lineage: Eukaryota; Metazoa; Chordata; Actinopteri; Perciformes; Cyclopteridae
Product: interferon-induced protein 44-like
Exons: 8
Coding region: 115-984 (289 amino acids)
Source: RefSeq, a predicted model, not a curated record